Molecule: messenger RNA, 944 nt
Organism: Chelonus insularis
Lineage: Eukaryota; Metazoa; Arthropoda; Insecta; Hymenoptera; Braconidae
Exons: 4
Coding region: 161-835 (224 amino acids)
Source: RefSeq, a predicted model, not a curated record
GUGAACUUACCACAUUCACAUGCUUAUAUCGCGGUUGAUAUUUCCACGACCGCUUCCAUGAAACGUUUAUGUGAACAUUUAUCAUUUACAAAGUGAUCUUCAGUUGUUUUUAAAUUUCCUAGAUCAUUUGUUAUGUGUUUUUUAUUGUAAAAAAUCAGUGAUGUUUCUCACACAGGUUUCAUUGAUUUUUAUUACAUUUUUGAUUACUUCAUCUCAUGCACUCUUCUUUCACUACUCUAAAAAUGCCCUAAUGGAUUUUUUUACUUCUCUGAGGGAGAAAAAAGAAAUGAAAUCUCCAAAUGUACAUCAUUAUCAUUUACAUUACUAUCCAGUGAUGGUACCUCCUGUGCUUUCAUCCAUAAAGCCCAUAAAAGCACCUGAUAAACAGGAGUUGGAAAAUUUACACACGAAUAAAUUGGAAUCUCAUGGAUGGAGUAAUCAAGAAUUCAAGCAUAUUCCAGAUCCAUCGAUUCAUUACAGUUCUAGCUUGGAAAAUUGGUCUAAUUCUAUAUCAUAUCGUCCAAGCUUGGGCUGGGAUGAGGGCAUUGAUCGCAAAGAAGAAGCUAAAUCUAAUGGUAGAAUUGUAGUUCAGGUUCCGUUAAAUCAACAAAUAAUCCUACAAUCACCACCAAAAGAAGAGAAAAUGGAAAAAGAAUCCAAUCCUCUUUUAUCUUUUUUCCAAAAACUUCGACAUAUAAAGAAUUCGAUUUUCCAAUCCACUGGAAAGAAGGAGCAUGAUGAUGAUGAUGAUGAAGCUGAAAAGACCAAUCAUUUAGGGGGUGUUGUUAUCUAUACUCAUCCUAAUGGAAUAGGAAGUUUUUUUAAAAAAAUAUAAGUAAUACUUCUAGAUCAUUUCAGCUCAUUUCUAGCAGUUAGAAUAAUUUAAAAUUCAUAUUCCAAAGCUGAAUAUUCGAAAUUAUUGUUAUUUUUUAAAAAUUUAUAUG